Pelodiscus sinensis (Chinese soft-shelled turtle) is the source of this 1861-nucleotide messenger RNA. NCBI's taxonomy places the organism in Eukaryota, Metazoa, Chordata, Testudines, Trionychidae. The record is from RefSeq and is a predicted model, not a curated record.
CCUGCAUCGAGAACUGGGAGAUUCGAUGCAUGAAAACUAUGAACGAAUGAAAGCCCUAGUAACUGAACUCCAGGAGCUUGCAGAAAAGAUCAGAUUAGGGGGUGGAGAAAAGGCACGAACGCUUCAUACAUCAAGAGGAAAGCUGUUACCCAGAGAGAGAAUUGACAGACUCAUAGAUCCAGGGUCUCCAUUCUUGGAGUUCUCCCAGUUUGCAGGUUACCAGUUGUAUGGUAAUGAAGAGGUACCGGCAGGAGGCAUUAUCACAGGCAUCGGACGGGUGUCAGGAGUGGAGUGUUUAAUUGUUGCUAAUGAUGCAACUGUCAAGGGUGGUACCUACUAUCCAAUCACAGUGAAGAAACAUUUACGAGCUCAAGAAAUUGCAAUGCAAAAUCAUCUCCCUUGUUUAUAUUUAGUUGACUCAGGAGGAGCAAACUUACCCCGCCAAGCUGAAGUAUUUCCAGAUCGAGAUCACUUUGGUCGCAUUUUUUAUAAUCAAGCACGCAUGUCCUCACAAAGAAUUCCACAGAUAGCAGUGGUAAUGGGAUCUUGUACAGCGGGAGGAGCAUAUGUACCUGCAAUGGCUGAUGAAAGUAUUAUAGUUGGCAAACAGGGAACAAUUUUCUUGGGUGGCCCUCCAUUGGUUAAAGCAGCAACUGGUGAGACAGUAUCAGCAGAGGAUCUUGGAGGGGCUGAUCUUCACUGCCGAAAGUCUGGUGUAACUGAUCACUAUGCUUUGGAUGACAAUCAUGCACUUCAUCUAGCUAGGAAAGUUGUGCGGAGUUUAAAUUACCAAAAGAAAUUAGAUGUGACUGUAGAACCUCCAGAGGAGCCUAUUUAUCCUGCUGAUGAAUUAUAUGGAAUUGUUGGGGAUCAGCUUAAAAGAAACUUUGAUGUCAAAGAGGUCAUUGCUAGAAUUGUAGAUGGAAGUAAAUUUGAUGAAUUCAAAGCCUUAUAUGGAGAUACGUUAAUCACAGGAUUUGCUAGAAUAUUUGGUUACCCGGUAGGAAUUAUUGGAAACAACGGAGUCUUAUUCUCUGAGUCAGCAAAGAAGGGAACUCAUUUUAUUCAAUUAUGUUGCCAAAGAAAUAUUCCCAUUGUAUUUUUGCAAAACAUAACUGGUUUCAUGGUUGGUAGAGAUUAUGAAGCUGGAGGAAUAGCAAAGGAUGGAGCCAAGAUGGUAACUGCUGUAGCCUGUGCCAGUGUACCUAAAAUAACAGUAAUUAUUGGAGGAUCAUAUGGUGCUGGAAACUAUGGCAUGUGUGGAAGGGCAUAUAGUCCAAGGUUUCUUUAUAUGUGGCCAAAUGCUCGUAUCUCAGUGAUGGGAGGAGAACAAGCUGCAACUGUCCUGGCCACAGUAGCUAAGGACCAGAAAGCAAGGGAGGGGAAACAGUUAUCUGAGGCAGAUGAAGCAGCUUUGAAGGAGCCAAUCAUUAGGAGGUUUGAAGAGGAGGGAAACCCUUAUUAUUCUAGUGCAAGGUUAUGGGAUGAUGGAAUUAUUGACCCAGCUAAUACAAGACUUGUUUUAGGCCUGAGUCUCAGUGCAGCACUAAAUGCACCUACCAAGAGGACAGAAUUUGGAGUUUUCAGGAUGUGAUCUAAAUGGCUUUUCAGAACAUCCUGGUACAUUUUUAAUCAGAUAAAGAUCAAAUAUACACAAUUUAUUCUGAAAAGUUUAUAACAAUUUUCACACCAUGCUUGAGUAUUUUUAGUAUAAUCUGGGAUUGUGCAUACAUUAUGUCUGUAAUACUGAAUCUUGCAUUUGGAUGAAUAAAUUGUAACCAACAGCAUUAAAUUAGAUCUGUUUGUUAGAGAAGCACUGCCAUAAUAUCUUUUAACUAUUAAAAUUAUGUCCAUGAAAUGA